Molecule: messenger RNA, 2142 nt
Organism: Alternaria atra
Lineage: Eukaryota; Fungi; Ascomycota; Dothideomycetes; Pleosporales; Pleosporaceae
Exons: 1
Coding region: 1-2142 (713 amino acids)
Source: RefSeq, a predicted model, not a curated record
AUGAAGUCCACUUACGCUCUUUUGGUUACUGGCCUCGCUGCCCAGCAGGCCGCGGCACACUGGAACUUUUUCGACAACUACGGCACACCCAAUUACAGCAAGAACGUGUGCGACGACAAGCAGAAGGGUGGUUUCAACUGGGCUGAUCUCACGGAUGGCCAGUCUGUCGGCAACUACGGAGAUUUCGACUUCUCUGGAGGAUGGAAGUGCUCCAACUCCUUCGGCAAGAGGGACACGUUGAGCAAGCGGACCUUCGGAAACAAGUGCAUCAAGAACACCGUUCGCAAAGACAAGCCUGCUUCUUUCGGCUGUGCUCAGCGUGGCUUCUCCAUUACGCACAUGGACGUUUCAUCCGAGUUCGACGCUGAGAUCGAACUUCAUUAUAAGAUGGAGGACGGAUCUCUCUGCAAGCAACAUACCAGCUGCUCGGCCGGUGGAUCGACGUUGCAGAACACUCAGUGUGGUGGCGCCAAGUCCGUCGAGGUCUACCUUGGCUCUCACUACAAGGGCGAGAAGGAGUCUUGCGAGAUCGGUUUCCACAACAUCGGCUUUGAUUGUAACGCCGAGACACCAUACACUCCUCCCUCGCCACCUGAGGUUCCCUCUACCUCAAGCGAAGUUGUAUCCUCCACUAUUGUUAUCGAGUCAUCCACUGCUCCAGCCUCCAGCGCUGUUUCUUCCGCUGUUGAGACACCUGUUUCCUCUGCUGUCGAAACUCCUAUCAUCUCGUCUGCUGUUGAGACUCCUGCGUCGUCUUCUGCCGUUGAGACACCCGCCACCUCUGCCAACGAAUGCGGUCAGUAUGGCGAGGGAUGCAACACACCUGUUGAGACCCCUCUCUCUUCCACUGCUCCUUUCACCAACAGCUCUAUGCCCGCCUACACUCCUCCAGCUUCUUCAGCUGUGGAGAUCGAGUCUUCCUCCGUCGUCGAGGCCUCUAGCACUCCCGCAUCGAUUCCCUCCAUCAGCACUGCUACUCCCCAACCGGAAUCUUCCACUGUUGAGGUGCCAUCCACGUCUCAGAGCUCCACCGUUGCUGGUUGCGGCUACGGAGAGUCUUGCGAGCAGUCUUCCACUGUCGCAUCCUCAACCGCUGCAUCCUCCGCCAUUGUUUCAUCCGCUGUCUCUAACUCUGGAACUCCCCUUCCUGCUACCAGCUCCGCCGCUCCUCAGCCUUCCAGUCCUAGCUAUCCUCCUGUCGACAUCACUGACUCGGUUCCCAAGUGCAUGAACUCGUGGCUCCAGAUCUCGGCCCCAGACUGCAAGGACAACACCGAUUCCAGCUGCUACUGUGUCAAGCCUGAGUUCACUAAGAAUGUCAUUGACUGUAUCUCAGCUCGCUGCGGUAGCGACGAUGAAACCAGCAAGGCUCUGCAAUACUUCAUCGGUAUCUGCGCUGAACACGUUCCCAAGAACCCCAGCAUCGUCGGAGACUGCCCUUCGUACAUCCCCUUGAACCCUACUCCUGCUGCCCCAUCUGGCGGUGCUUCUACUGGUGUUGCUAGCAGCAGUGAGGUUCCAGAGGCCGCUGAGAGCAGCACCAUGGCUGCCCCUCCUGCUGGUGGCGAGAGUUCUGCUGCUCCAUCUGUCCCUGCCUCCUCUGCCCCUGCUCAGGGCACAUCCAGCGCAUACGGUCCUGGCUACCCUGGAGAGACUCCCGCUGUUCCUACCCAGGGUGCUAGCACUACCGUCCCUGCCGGUGAAACUCCUGCGAUUUCCACUGUCGUUUCCUCCGCAACCACGACUCAAGUCGUUGGCACCACCACUCCUGCUCCUGAGACCCCUGCUGCCGAGACUCCUUGCACCACCAUCACCUUCGGUACCACUACCCUAACCGUUCCGCAAGUUCACUUCACUACCCAGACCAACUCUGCUGGCGCCAACCCAACUGAGCCUGUUGCCCUUGUGCCCGGCACUGCUGAGCCUGCUCAGACCCCAGCUGCCACUACCCCCGCUGCCGGUGGCGCUCCUUACCCCAUUCCCUCCACCAUGGGUACUGCUACUGUCCCUAUGGGCACUGCUACCGGUACUGGAGCUGUCCGCCCUUCUUCGCCAGCUGAGUUCACUGGCGCUGCCUCGCCAUUCACCAUGGUGCCCAAGGGUGCUCUGUUCGGUGCUGCUCUUGCUUUCUUCGCCCUUUAG